CUCAUGUUCUCAUUCAGUCAUUUUCACUCUACAAAACAGAAUCCUCAAACUAUGAAACUCAUAGCAUCCUUUUCAACACCAUCCUAAAUCAAAACAAAGUUUUCAUGUUUUCAAACAAAAACAACAAUGGAUCCUUGUCCUUUUGUUCGUCUCACAAUUGAAUCAUUAGCACUAAACCUUCCAUCACCAACAAACUCAUCAACACUUUCUCGUAUCCAUCCUUCAACAACACCAUGUUUUUGCAACAUCUCCAUACCAAACUUCCCUUCUCAAACCGCACUCAUUCAUCUCUCUUCUUCGUCGUCUUCGUCUUCGACACCCGACACAACAACCUCCGCCGCUGGAUUCCACCUCGACUCCGCCGCACUCCGGCGUCUCACCGGAAAACCAACCCCGCUUCGCUUCUCUGUUUACGCCGGAAGCAAUGGAACAACCUGCGGUAUUAAAAGUUCGAAGCUAUUAGGUCGGGCUGUUGUUAACAUCGAUGUUAAAAACUCUCUGUCUCGUUCGGUUAUGUUUCAUAGUGGGUGGCUUGAGUUGGGAAAGAAAAAGAAGAAGAACGGGGUUGAACCGGCUCGGAUUCAUUUGGUGGUUCGGUCUGAACCGGACCCACGGUUUGUUUUUCAGUUUGGUGGUGAACCGGAGUGUAGUCCUGUGGUUUUUCAGAUUCAAGAGAAUAUUAGACAACCGGUUUUUAGUUGCAAGUUCAGUGCUGAUCGAAACUCUAGAUCAAGGUGUAGUUCAUUAUCUGAUGUGGCAAUCACCCCUAAUAGAUGGAGAAUGUCAUUGAAAAGUGUUCGAGAGCGUCAGACGAGAGAAAGAAAGGGUUGGAUGAUAAUAGUUCACGAUCUUUCUGGUUCACCGGUCGCUACAGCCUCAAUGGUCACACCAUUUGUCCCUUCCCCUGGCUCAGAUAGAGUAUCAAGAUCAAACCCCGGCGCAUGGCUCAUUCUUCGCCCGAACGGUGCCUCGGUGAGUAGUUGGAAGCCGUGGGGACGCUUAGAAGCAUGGAGAGAAAGAGGUCCUAUAGAUGGCUUGGGAUACAAGUUUGAACUCAUGACCGAAGAUAGCGGAAUACCUAUCGCUGAAUCCACAAUGAGUGUGAAAAAGGGUGGUCAAUUUUGCAUUGAUUAUAAAGUUAUGAAAGAGUGUUAUGGAUUGUGUUCAAGGUUUAUAGGUAAAGGUUUUGUGAUGAGUUCUAGUGUUGAAGGUGAAGGAAAAACAAGUAAGCCUUUUGUGCAAGUUGGUGCACAACAUGUUACAUGUAUGGCUGAUGCUGCAUUGUUUGUUGCACUAUCUGCUGCCAUUGAUCUUAGUAUGGAUGCAUGUCAACUUUUCUCUCAUAAACUUAGGAAAGAACUUUGUCAUGAAUAAUUUUCUUUUCCAUAAAAAUAUAUUGGAAGAGAGUUCAAUUACAA
Vicia villosa (hairy vetch) is the source of this 1418-nucleotide messenger RNA. RefSeq lists its product as uncharacterized. Lineage: Eukaryota; Viridiplantae; Streptophyta; Magnoliopsida; Fabales; Fabaceae. The coding region runs from base 127 to 1374 and encodes 415 amino acids. The record is from RefSeq and is a predicted model, not a curated record. The transcript is spliced from 2 exons.